Anthostomella pinea is the source of this 1377-nucleotide messenger RNA. NCBI's taxonomy places the organism in Eukaryota, Fungi, Ascomycota, Sordariomycetes, Xylariales, Xylariaceae. The record is from the annotation of a GenBank genome assembly.
AUGGCAGCUCUCGCCAUACUAGCCAAAGAGCUCUUGCUUACCGUUGCGGAAACGACCAUCUUGGAGCAGCACGACCUGUGGGCUCUCGCGGUGGUCAGUAGAAGGUUUCACCACGUCUUCGAUCCGCUCCUCUACACGUUGAACAAAGAUGACAGGCGCUCAGACGCAGUCCACUGGGCCGCAUACCGCGGCCGCAUCGACAUCUUGGAGAAAGCGCACUCACAUGGCCUGGACCUUGGCCUCUCUGGGGUUUACAGUCGGAUGUACUGGGCUUGCAGGAGUGGCAACACAGCCAUAGUGCAGUGGCUACUCGAUCACGGUGUGCCGGUCGACGGGCCUAGAGAGAAACGAAGGCUUGAAAACGUGGCAGAUUCUAUGCUCUCGGCAUUGUGUUUUGCCCUGAUGGGGAAACACCAGGCCACAAUGAUCCUGCUCAUUUCGCGGGGUGCGUGCCUACGGGUGCUCACAAGAGUUGGAGUGGGAAUGGGGCGGCAUUUCCUCCAUUUGGCGGCAAAGGAAGGUCUAGACGCGGUCGUGGAGUACCGGAUAACGACCACCGGAAUCCCCGCAAAUCUUCAGUGUGAGAGCACGCGCGGGACGCCCUUGCAUUUCGCAGUAAUGGAAGAAGGAACUGAGAAGAUCAUUCGAACGCUUCUGAGCCUAGGUGCGGAUAUGGUCACCAGCCAGGAACUACCUCUAACGGUGGCGAUACGUUACCGUCGUUUCGAAAACGCGACUACACUUCUCGAAGCAGGGUCGCCAGUCAGCCCGACCAGUGCGCAAGUACAUGGCCUGCCUCCGAUGAACGCUUGUGCACGGUUGGGAGGACACUAUUCUGCCGGUUCAGAAGACUGGGUCGGAGAAAAAGAUAAACUUCUGCGGAAACUGAUUGCUGUCGGAGCUGACGUGGAGGCCUCAUACCAGGGGGUGACCCCUCUUGGCGAAGCCGUCGCCAGGGGAACUGCCAGUGCCGUCUACGAACUCGUGCGCGCAGGAGGGGCCAGCAGCGUAUUUGACUUUGAGGCAGACCUUGAGCGCCUUGAAAAGUUGCUCGAUGACGUCUUGCCUGAUACGCAGAUUGACUACGUCAAUCUGACACGAACCUGCAACAGGCUGUUGGCAAACAUUGGAGUUAAGAUCGAGUCACGUUUGAAAAUCAAGCACUCUGACACCAGUUGCGGUAAGAACGGAUACCUUAUGCGGCUUGCAAUGGUAGAGGUUCUGUUGCGUGAGAAUGCGCAACACGCUUCUUCCAAGAAUCAGACCAAGUCAACUGUUAGUGGGAAACAAGACGGGCCGCAGCUAGGUCCACAGAUGGAGGUGGCGGCCGAAGUUCUUGAGAGGUAUCUGUUAAGUGUCAAGACUGCUUCGCCUUAA